GUGCUAACACUGCCUCUCUGUGCUUCUCUCAGCAUCAUCAUGGAAUUACUCCAUCCUUGUGCUUUCUUCCGUGGCCAUGAUUCUGGGUCUUGUCCUCCUGACCAUUAACAUUGCACGGAACAGGAAAAGGAAGCUCCUCACAUAUCAAGAAGCAGCACAAAUGACACAGCAGGCUGAGAUGGAAGCCAAGCAAGCCCUGAUGCCUGUGCAGCAGGAAAACAGCCCAUCUGAGCUGGAGAAACAGGAACCAGUGCCCCAGGAUCAGAGAUCAGGAGAUGUGGUGGUCCAGUGGAAGGACGGGACCGUUACGUCUCUGUACACGGACAGUCCUGAGCACGCCGUAUAAUGCAGCUGAAGCCAAACCAUUCAGGCCCUGAGGAGUGAGUCAGAAUGUCUCAGAUCACAGUGAUGGAAGUUUGAACAAGCAGGUUAGCCUGGGAAACAGAUGAAAAAGCAAGGGGCAGACAUGGCCCUGGAUUUGAGGCCAAGCAGUGCCUCCCCCAUUUCAGCUGCUGGCUGGCUGGUCCUUGCCCUCUGUGCACAGCUGCCUCCAGCCUUCUCUCUUGCACUAGCUUCGCCCCUUCCCUCAGAUGCUGCCUCCCCUCACUGCAAUUGAGUGGGAACUGAGCUGAGGCAGGAGGUGGGAGGUGAGAAGGGGGUGGCUUGCCGCGGGCAGCCAGGGAACACGCUGUCCUGUCCCAGCAGAACAGCCACACUGAAGCCGAGGCACUC
Messenger RNA from Dryobates pubescens (Downy woodpecker), 732 nucleotides. RefSeq names its product solute carrier family 51 subunit beta. The transcript is spliced from 2 exons. Bases 77 to 346 code for a protein of 89 amino acids. The record is from RefSeq and is a predicted model, not a curated record. NCBI's taxonomy places the organism in Eukaryota, Metazoa, Chordata, Aves, Piciformes, Picidae.